AUGGGACUUUUGGCGAUUUCAAAGGCUUAUGAUAACGUUGCCCUCAACAAACCAACAUACCCGCAGUACACCAGUAGAGUUGUGGACGGACGUAAAUCUAACCCGGGCUUGAAUGAAUGUACUCUAACAGGUCACGGAACAACCGUCACCUGGUGGGUGAACCUGAUAAGUAUCCACAGUAUCCAUCACAUCAAUAUCUACUUCAGGACGGACAACUCUGAUUCCACGUUUCGGACGUACAUAGCAAGAUAUUUACUUGGAUUCUCUGUGUAUGUCUCCAACACCACGGAUAGAUCACAGGGAACCUUGUGUUUCAAGGAUGACAACUUCACAAUAAACACAAUACCCCCUGUCUUCACAACAAACUGUUUUGUUCAUGGACAAUAUGUCAUCUACUACAACACGAGACGACAAGGAGUUGUCUACCCUGACGAUUAUGAUAUAUUUGCUGCCACUUACCUCUGUGAAGUAGAAGUGUAUGGAUGUCAGAAAAGAGGGUUUUGCGGAUCUAACUGCUCCAUUCCCUGUCCAGAUGUCAACUGUCAGUACUGUCACAUAGAGACGGGCUAUAGCCAGUGUUGUAAACCUGGGUACCAAGGUUAUCAGUGUGAAUUAGCAUGCAACAGAGGAUUUUUUGGUGUUGACUGCAAUGAAAAAUGUGGACAAUGUCGUGAAAUAUACCACUGCCACCAUAUACGUGGUACAUGUUCACUUGGAUGUGCUGCUGGAUAUCAGGGGGCCAUGUGUAAAGCAGGAUGUGACAAAGGAUCAUAUGGUCUUCAAUGUAAAGAAACGUGUGGACACUGUCGUGAUAUCAACCAAUGCUCCAAUGUCAAUGGCUCUUGUCUAACUGGAUGUGAUGCUGGUUUUAAUGGAGAAUUAUGUGAAACACGCUGUGACAAAGGUGCAUACGGCUUUGAUUGCAAAGAGAAAUGUGGAAACUGUCGUGAAAUCGGCCAAUGCGUUCAUACAAUUGGAACCUGCUUAACUGGUUGUGAUGAUGGUUAUCAAGGAGACUUGUGUAAAACACAAUGUGACAGAGGAUGGUAUGGUAUUGGAUGCAAUGAAACUUGUGGAUACUGUCGUGAUGUAAAACAAUGUUCCAAUGUCAAUGGAACUUGCUUAACUGGAUGUGAUGCUGGUUUUAAAAGGGACUUGUGUAAAACACAAUGUGACAAAGGAUCGUAUGGUAUUGAAUGCAAUGAAACAUGUGGACAAUGUCGUGAUGAAAACCAAUGCUCUCAUAUCAAUGGGACUUGCUUAACUGGAUGUGAAGUUGGUUUUAAAGGAGACAUAUGUAAAACAGAUUGUGAGAGUGGUUCAUACGGCGUUGACUGCAACGAAAUUUGUGGAAACUGUCUCAAUGAAAGUCAAUGUUCUAAUAUCAAUGGAACAUGCUUCACUGGAUGCAAUGCUGGCUACGAGGGUGACUUAUGUAAAACAGAAUGCAAUAGAGGAUCUUAUGGAUAUGAAUGCAAUGAAACAUGCGGGCACUGUAGAAACAACAGCUACUGCUUUCCGAUUAAUGGUACUUGCUUAUCUGGAUGUGAUGUUGGCUAUGAAGGAGCCUUAUGUAAAACACGUGAGUAGGCAAUUUAGAGGCAUAUAAUUCAAUUAACAUAUGUGUUCUUUUGUUGCAACAUUUUCAGAUCUUAUUAUCAGUAUAAAAAAAUUACAAUAUUAAAGCAAAAAUACUAUAUAUAUAUAUUUGUGUCUGUCGACAUAUAGUUCAUGUAUGGAAAUGCAUAUUUUAAUUUCUAAUUACGGUUUGAAACGAAGGUGCAUACUAGACACAAGUGAGUAGAAUAAAAAGUGAUUACAUCAUAAUAAAUUCUUUGAUUAAAGAAACAA
Magallana angulata is the source of this 1851-nucleotide messenger RNA. RefSeq names its product multiple epidermal growth factor-like domains protein 6. Bases 1 to 1590 code for a protein of 529 amino acids. NCBI's taxonomy places the organism in Eukaryota, Metazoa, Mollusca, Bivalvia, Ostreida, Ostreidae. The transcript is spliced from 11 exons. Gene Ontology annotation, molecular function: scavenger receptor activity. The record is from RefSeq and is a predicted model, not a curated record.